UAAAUGUUAUUUUACAAAAUUAAUAGUUUAUAUAUUAAAUUAAUAUAUUUUAUAUAAACAAUUUAAAUGUGUGAAUUUAAAUGUGUAAAUUAGAAGACUUUCCCUUCUCCUGAAAAUUAUUACGUUACAAAACCUAUAAAGUGCUCUGUUAAAGGAAAUUUGUUUUUAAUUUUUUUCCAACAAUAAUGGAGCUGAAAACGGAGAGGGAACCAGCGGCAGAGCAGCUGAAUAUUUAUAAAGACACUGUUAAGAUAACUCCACUUCUCCUAACUGGAAAUGGACAGCCAAUCGCAAACAAAAACGAUACUUUAACUGCAGGCAGAUUUGGGCCAACGCUUUUAGAAGAUGCAGUUUUAUUAGAUGAAAUGUCUCAUUUUGACAGAGAGAGAAUACCUGAACGUGUUGUUCACGCCAAAGGAGCUGGAGCAUUUGGAUAUUUCGAAGUUACUCAUGAUAUAACAAGAUAUACAAAAGCAAAACUUUUUUCCCACAUUCUAAAAAGAACGCCAAUUGCCGUAAGAUUUUCUCAAGUUGGCGGAGAAAGUGGUUCAGCAGAUACUGUUAGAGAUCCCCGAGGAUUUGCCAUAAAAUUUUAUACUGAAGAGGGCAUUUGGGAUCUUGUUGGCAAUAACACUCCAAUAUUCUUCAUUAAGGAUCCAUUACUUUUUCCAAGUUUCAUUCACACUCAGAAAAGAAAUCCAGUCACUCAUUUAAGGGAUGCCGAUAUGUUUUGGGAUUUUUUAUCUCUUCGUCCUGAAUCAACACAUCAAGUAAUGUUCCUUUUCAGUGAUCGAGGAAUUCCUGAUGGUUAUCGUCACAUGCAUGGCUAUGGCUCACAUACAUUUAAACUUAUCAAUGCACAAAAUGAAUUUGUGUACUGCAAAUUUCACUACAAGACCGACCAGGGAAUAAAAAAUAUUCCAGUAAACAGAGCAGCUGAAUUAAGUGGUACUGAUCCUGAUUAUUCACUUCGAGAUUUGUACAAUUCAAUUGCAAGAAAAGAUAUUCCAAGUUGGACACUUUAUAUUCAGGUAAUGACUCCUGAAGAAGCUCAAGUUUUCAAAUGGAAUAUUUUUGAUGUCACAAAGACUUGGCCUCACAAAGAUUUCCCCCUGAUGCCUGUGGGAAAAAUAGUGUUGGACAAAAAUCCAGAAAAUUAUUUUGCUGACGUAGAGCAAAUAGCAUUUAACGUGGCACACAUAGUACCUGGAAUAGCGCCGACUCCAGAUAAAAUGCUUCAAGGCCGAUUAUUUGCUUAUGGAGACACUCAAAGACACCGUCUUGGUCCCAAUCAUCUUCAACUUCCCGUCAACUGUCCAUAUAAGAUAUUAUCAACAAUAAACUACCAAAGAGAUGGAUUCAUGACAAUUUCCCAUCAAGGAGGAGCUCCAAAUUAUUUUCCAAACAGCUUCAAAGGACCUAUAGAGAAUCCUUCUGUAAAAGAUCCACCAUAUCCGGUUUCUGGAGAAGUUGAUCGAUUUACUCCUGUAAACGAAGAUAAUUUUGGCCAAGUAACUAUAUUUUGGAGAAAUGUUCUCAAACCUAAUGAAAAAUCACGACUUAUUGAUAAUUUAGUCAAUAGUUUAAAAAAUGCUUCACCCUUUAUAAUCCAACGAGCAAUUUCAAAUUUCAGUCAAGUUGAUGAAGAACUUGGCAAAAAAUUACUUCAAAGUCUGCAAAAUUUAGGGAAAUCUAUUCCAUAAGUAUUCUUUUCUUCUAAUUACAAUAUAAUUUUUUUAUUGUAUUUACUGUAAAAAUACAAGUUCUUGUUCUAUAAGUAUUAAAAUAUAUAAAUAAUUUCCAAAGUUAAUAUUUAUAUUAUAACAAUGAUCUGAAUAAAUGAAGACAACGAAGCGAAAUUACUAAUGCUGCUGAUCUUUAGUAAAACCAAAGUUUACCUAUAUUUUAAUAAAAAGAAAUAAACUUGAUAUGUUUAAAAAUUCAAUCUUUUUAAUUAUGCAAUCUUUGUAUUAUACAUUUAGAUGGAUGACGAUAGAUUCAUGAAAACUUUUUAUAAUUAUGAAAUAAAGUCAAUAAUUCGAUAUUUUACAAAUAAACCUAAAUCACUCUUGAGUCGAUAAAUGAAGGAACAUUAUUAUUUACAAUUAUUGGUAUACCUUCUUUAAGUAAAUGUACAAUUUCUCACAAAAAUAAAUAUUUCUAAAUAUACGUAAGUAAAAUUUGAUUUUUUUUCUUUUGACAUUCUGUGUUGUGAUUAUGUUUCCUAAAAUUAUUUCUUACUCAAGUUUCAUUCAUAUUAUUUUUCUAAUUUCAAGCACUAUUUUUUACAUAAGAUUUGAGCCAACUUUAAGCGCAUCUUUAAUUCUGAUAAAAAUACAAUUUUUUCAUUAAAAUAUAUUUGUUUAAAUAAUAAUUGAAAAAUAAUUCGAAUCGAAUUAAUUUGAAUUUCAAAGUUUCGAUUUUUUAAUUCAAUUCAGUCAAUUAAUUUUCUAUUUGAUUUGAAAAAAAACCUCAACUUUUUGGAUAUUGCUGUUUCAGGGUGUCUACUAAUUUUCGUUCAAGAAAACUCCCGGCUUUGUCCUAAUUUUUUCCGGUUUUUUUUCUCAUCAAAUUUAAAUUUAUUUGAUUUCGAACAUAAAUAAAUCUAAAAAUGGCUUCCAAAAUUUUUAUUAGAUUCUUUAAAUUUUUUAAA
Leptopilina heterotoma is the source of this 2653-nucleotide messenger RNA. Its product is annotated as catalase-like. Bases 186 to 1703 code for a protein of 505 amino acids. The transcript is spliced from 9 exons. Gene Ontology annotation, molecular function: heme binding; catalase activity. Gene Ontology annotation, cellular component: peroxisome; cytoplasm; mitochondrion. The record is from RefSeq and is a predicted model, not a curated record. Gene Ontology annotation, biological process: response to hydrogen peroxide; hydrogen peroxide catabolic process. Lineage: Eukaryota; Metazoa; Arthropoda; Insecta; Hymenoptera; Figitidae.